Molecule: messenger RNA, 1890 nt
Organism: Orycteropus afer afer
Lineage: Eukaryota; Metazoa; Chordata; Mammalia; Tubulidentata; Orycteropodidae
Gene: B3GALT1
Product: beta-1,3-galactosyltransferase 1
Cellular component (GO): membrane
Molecular function (GO): N-acetyl-beta-D-glucosaminide beta-(1,3)-galactosyltransferase activity
Source: RefSeq, a predicted model, not a curated record
AUAUGCUGCCUUUGCAAGAUGGAAAGAAGCUAAUGCCAAAAAGGCAUAUUAUUCAAUAUUUGAGAUAGACGUGCUGUGAAGACAAUGGCUUCAAAGGUGUCCUGUUUAUAUGUUUUGACAGUUGUGUGUUGGGCCAGCGCUCUUUGGUACUUGAGUGUAACUCGUCCUACUUCUUCCUAUACUGGCUCCAAGCCAUUCAGUCACCUAACUGUUGCCAGGAAAAACUUCACCUUUGGCAAUAUAAGAACUCGACCUAUAAACCCACAUUCUUUUGAAUUUCUUAUAAAUGAGCCCAACAAAUGUGAGAAAAACAUUCCUUUCCUUGUUAUCCUGAUCAGCACUACCCAUAAGGAGUUUGAUGCCCGCCAGGCAAUCCGAGAGACAUGGGGAGAUGAGAAUAACUUUAAAGGGAUCAAGAUAGCCACUCUAUUCCUCCUGGGCAAGAACGCUGAUCCUGUUCUGAAUCAGAUGGUAGAACAAGAGAGCCAAAUCUUCCAUGACAUUAUCGUGGAGGACUUCAUUGACUCCUACCAUAACCUUACCCUCAAAACAUUAAUGGGAAUGAGAUGGGUGGCCACUUUUUGUUCAAAAGCCAAGUAUGUCAUGAAAACAGACAGUGACAUUUUUGUAAACAUGGACAACCUUAUUUAUAAACUACUAAAGCCCACCACCAAGCCAAGGAGAAGAUAUUUUACUGGCUAUGUCAUCAAUGGAGGGCCGAUCCGGGAUGUCCGUAGUAAAUGGUAUAUGCCCAGGGAUUUGUACCCUGAUAGUAACUACCCACCAUUCUGUUCGGGCACUGGCUAUAUCUUUUCAGCCGAUGUGGCUGAACUCAUUUACAAGACCUCACUCCACACACGCCUGCUUCACCUUGAAGAUGUCUAUGUGGGGCUGUGUCUUCGAAAGCUGGGCAUACAUCCUUUCCAGAACAGUGGCUUCAAUCACUGGAAGAUGGCCUACAGUUUGUGUAGGUAUCGCCGAGUUAUCACUGUACAUCAGAUCUCUCCAGAAGAAAUGCACAGAAUCUGGAAUGACAUGUCAAGCAAGAAACAUCUCCGAUGUUAGGAUUUUUACCAAUGUAAAUACGUUUCUUUUCUUUUUUAAGAAAUGGGGCCUAAGAUGUUGGUAUUUUACAAGUGUCACCAGGGGAAAUGAACCAGAGAAGGGGUUUUGUAAAAAGUUUUUCUUCCUACUCUCAGUACCUUUCUUUGAUGACCAAUUUACAAAUAUUAUGCUCUGGUCAUAGAAACAACACAUGAGCUAGAAGGGCCGGAUGUCAUUCGAAGGUCCUACAGCAUUACCAUUGCCAUUUAUCUCAAAAAGCAAGUUCCAAACAACUCUUAGGAUUUUCAUAAUCAGGUACUGUGCACCUAAGAUAAAAAUCUGGGUCUGAGAAACUGAAACUCACAGUAAGGUCUUCAUAUCAUUUCUACAAAAAAUAUAAAAAGUAACACUUUAAAAAUAUUCAGAAAUGAUGCAGUCAGGAAGACACACCAGAUAUGAUUACUAAUAUUGUGUAUGUUAUUGUUGCAUUGAGUUUUUACAUAUAUUGCCAUGUCAUAUGUGCAGUAUUAGUGCUUCCACCAGAAAUGAACUUAGUACUGGUGGGGACACUGCAGUUAAAUAGAUGGAAAUUUAAACUUGAGAAUCAAAUAUUCUUUAUGUUUGGGAGACAACUCUGCUUGCUCAUCCAAGGAGUAAACCUGGUCAGUAGGUGGAAUGUAUAUAAAUGCUACUUAACAAAAUAAACAAGAAGGUUUUUGUUUCUGUUUUCUUGUUCUUUCAGAAAAAAAAUAUUACAUGGUGCCUCCAUGGAGACUUUGCCAAAUGUAAUCUCACUUGCUUUCCUCCAUACAGUGUCACUAAGUGCAUUUCACAGUUCUGGAGCAU